Aplysia californica (California sea hare) is the source of this 3215-nucleotide messenger RNA. RefSeq lists its product as uncharacterized. The coding region runs from base 223 to 3084 and encodes 953 amino acids. The transcript is spliced from 10 exons. The record is from RefSeq and is a predicted model, not a curated record. Gene Ontology annotation, molecular function: zinc ion binding. Lineage: Eukaryota; Metazoa; Mollusca; Gastropoda; Aplysiida; Aplysiidae.
GUGUUUCUAAAAAUAUGAACUUUGUCAAUGCUUUGAAAGUGCUUGUUUUACCAUUUGCUUCGCUGAGCCAGUGUUUAUUGUUUAUGUUGUUCAUGCUGCUAUGUCCAGGUAGUUUGUGCAUACGCGCCUGUGUCUUCGUUGUCUGACACCUCAUUAAUAAGGUGAGAAAGUUAAUAAAAUACCAACAAGGUAGAUCUGGAGCUUGAAAAAAAAGGCACAGUCAUGGAUGAUUUUCUUGAUGUACCUGAUGACUGGUUAAAUCAACGCAGAAAAAGAGAUUCUGGACAUUUACAGGAAUCUUUGUCAGAUCCCACUUUGGCGUCCACACCAAAGAAAAAUAAGAAAGAUGCCAAUUACAAUGAAUCUGAAAAUCAAGGUUUGGAAGGACUCCAUGGUGAUCUGUCUCCUCAAACUAAUGGAAUAGAUGAAAGUCAUCGAACAGUUUCACCUUAUAGAGAAGAUCUUCCCGAUUUGACAAAUGGUUCAAAAAGUGAUGUUGUUGAAAAUGGAAGUGACGCUUAUGAUUUUGAAUGCUCUGCCUGUGGUGAUCACGUGAACGUGAAGAAAAAUACUGAUAAUUCAGUAAUUGAAAUUUCUUCAACUUCAGAGACUUCUCUGAGGACGCAAGAGGAUAGUUCCAUUAAUGAACCAGAUUUUCUGGGUAACACUCUACCUGCACAUAUUCCCCAUUCUCCUAAUAUUGCUGAUGUUGAAUAUGUUGAUAACAAAGAAGAAAAGAGUGAGGGGUCAGCAUCUGAACAGGCACACAGUGUUGUUGGUCUUUCACGAGUGGAUGCGUUGCCGCCAAACAAUGUUGCAGAUGUUGCAAAACAAGAUGUUCCAGAUAUGAAGAAAGUAGCAUCUGUUUUGAGAGAUGCUAAAAUUAUCUCAGGGAUUGUGUCAUAUAAAAAUCUUAAUAAUGUUUAUGAUUUGUUGUUAGACAACAGAGAGAGACCAGAUAGACUAGACUUUGUGACUUCAGUUCUUCUUGAUGGAAGUGGGAAAGGUGGUCUUGAUGAUAUUCAGAAGACUCCAGGAGUACAGUUGUUAGACAUCUUUGAAGAAGUUGAAUUGGUUAUUAAAAGUGUCUCAAACGCAGAUGCUAAUGAAGUGUAUGCACUUUUAGAGUCAGUGCCACCUUCGUCUACUCGAGUGAAAUGUGUUAUUGAGAUACUGAAGCAAAAACCGAUUCUAAUUAAAGAGAGUGAAACAAAGACUGUUCCAGUUCUACUGAAAAAAGAUUCAUCUAUUAUAGAUGAUCCUCUUCUAGCAAAUGAUCCUUUGUUCUGUGACAUGCGAACUGUUGCCAAAAUAUUUCCAGAUAAAGACAGGAAUGAGAUUUAUGCUCUGCUGGAGGCUCAUUUUGAAAAGAAAGACAGGCUGCAGACUGUGAUAGAUGAACUCAUGAUGACUUACAGAGGUGAGGACCAAAGCCAAAACUCACAAGCACAUGUGGCCCAGGCUGAAGAACCCAAUCCACCAUCAGAAGAAAGUUCGGUGGAAAGGGAUGUGGAGAAAAUGCAAACAUUGUUUCCUGACUGUGAUCCAAACUACCUGUUUGAAAGACUAGAACAGAUGGGCUCUGUGAAAAAUCGCACAGAUGUACUGGCUGCAGAACUCUUUGACCGUAAGAACUAUCCAACAUUGAAAGACCUGGAGGAAAAAGAGGAAGAAAAGACAAGGUUGGAUAAGCUGCGCAAUCUGAAAAUCACUGUUGAGGAAUUUCAACAGAAGUUUCCGGAACCAGAAAAGACUUUCGGGGAUAUUACCAAAGACCUUUCACCAUCAUACAAACAGCAUGCCGAUUUGUUCUUGAAGAAUGAGUUCCGUAUUCUUCAGGCUGGUUAUUUGAAAUCAGUUCUGGAAAGACACCAAGGACACGUGUUGCCUGCUUAUAGAGAAAUUUCCUCUGCUUUAUUAAGUAUUCCAAUAGCUGAACGUAAGCAACAUAAAAGGUUUCUCAAGAACAGACGGGGCAUUUUGUCUAUGCCCACGAUACCUGAUGAGUAUUUCUACCAUGAGAUGUGGUUUAUUCACAAUGAACAGAACAUUGCAGAUCAUGAAAACAAGAAAGUGCAGCAGAGACAAAUGAAACUGGAGGAAGCCAAAGCAAAGGGAGAGCUGUAUGAAUGCUGCUGUUGCUUUGAGGAUGAAUGUCUAUUUGAAGAUCUUGCCAGCUGUGCAGACGGCCAUUUGUUCUGUAAGACAUGUGUGUUAAGGUCCACAGAGGCUGCAUUUGGAGAAAUGAAGACAAAGUUUCCAUGUCUGACUGGAGCAUGUGACCAGCACAUAACCUUAAACACAAUCCAGUCUAUAGUGCCGAGCAACCUGUUCUCCAAAAUUAUCCGGCGCAUGCAGGAGGAGGAGGUUCAACAGGCAAACAUCCCUGAUUUAGUCAUCUGUCCAUUUUGUCCUUUUGCUACCAUCAUGUCAGAUAAGGACGACAAAGUGUUGAAGUGUCUGAAUCCUGAGUGUCUUAAAGAAUCCUGCAGACUAUGCCAAGAACCGAAUCACAUUCCUCUGAGAUGCAAUGAAGUGGAGAAGAAAGCAGAGACUAACAUGCGCACGUUUAUUGAAAAUUACAUAUCUGAGGCUGUGAUGAGGAAAUGUCACCGCUGUGGGAAACGCUUUGUUAAAGAAAAUGGUUGCAAUAAAAUGACAUGUCAUUGUGGUGCCACCAGCUGCUAUGCUUGCAAGGAGCCUGACAUAAAUUAUGACCACUUCAAUGCCAACAAAAAAUGUGCCCAGACAGAUCCCAACUGGAUACAUCAGCAGGACAUGGAAAGGGCAGCUCUGGAGGCAAAGAACAAGUAUCUGGAGGAUCACCCAGAAGCAACAGAAGUAGAAUUGAAAAAUGAUGUGGUGGACAUGAUCAAAGACUACAAAGACCAGACAGGAGGACCCUUUAACCCUAACAUGCGUGUUUAUGAGGAUUCUGAUGAAGAACGUGACUCCGAUGAUUAUGAUGAGGAACAUGACUAUGAUGAUUAUGAUGAGCCUGAUAGAUAUAUGGAUAAUGAAAAAUAUGAAGACUCGAGCUCAGAUGAGGAUGUCCUUCCAUUUAUAGCUGCAGCUUUUUAUUAAGGGGAUGAACAAAAUUGUGUUGGAACUGUCUGAAAAGUGUGUGUGCUCCAUAUUGAGAGUUGUUUUUAAAAAAAUUGGGGUUUGAUUUUUUGUGUGUUUGUGUGAAAGUGGUAAGUAGGCACUUCAGUGAA